Molecule: messenger RNA, 3879 nt
Organism: Petromyzon marinus (sea lamprey)
Lineage: Eukaryota; Metazoa; Chordata; Hyperoartia; Petromyzontiformes; Petromyzontidae
Gene: SLC44A2
Product: solute carrier family 44 member 2 (CTL2 blood group)
Biological process (GO): transmembrane transport
Cellular component (GO): membrane
Molecular function (GO): transmembrane transporter activity
Source: RefSeq, a predicted model, not a curated record
GUGUGGGGGAGGGGCUAGGGAUGCAACCCGCCCCUGCAUCAUCCGGACUCCACAUGCUGAAGUCAUCAUCAACAUCAACACUCACGGCUUCUCUUCACCGUCACCAUCAUCGCGCCUGUUUCCUUAUCGUUAUACAGUAUUCGCUAAUCCACCGUAAUCAUAACCAUCAUCAGCCCUGACUCAUCAUCGGCAUCUGCCCAGAUUCAUCAGCAGCUGCAAAGGAGGCAUCAUCAUCAUCAUCAGCACUCGCCGCUGUCGCCGUCCUCGUUCCCGCGAUGGCAGCGGAUGACGGAGACGCGCUCUACGGACAACCGAACAAGCAUGACCCCAACUUCAGGGGACCCGUGGUGAAACGGAGCUGCACCGACAUCGUCUGCUGCAUUCUCUUCUCCCUCUUCAUCCUGGGCUACGUCGCCGUGGGGAUCGUUGCAUGGGUGCAUGGAGACCCGCGGCAGGUGAUACAUCCCGUCGACAGCUACGGCCACUUCUGCGGACAGCCGGGCUCCCCCAACGCGGAGAAGCCGUACCUGUUUUACUUCGACAUACUUAAAUGCGCCAACCCCGCCACUCUGCUCAACCUGCAGUGCCUCACCACACAGAUCUGUGUGAAGCGCUGCCCAGAGAAGUUUGACAGCCUCCUCGCCGCUGUCGCCACCCCCGGCGGCAUGAGCAGCUACGCCGACUUCUGUGUGCCGGGCUUCACCGGGGGGCAGGCACUGAGCCCCGCUGACAUCCUGGCCAAAAGGCAGUGCCCGUCCAUCAUCUUCCCGAGCCAGCCCUUCCAGGGCCGCUGCUUCCCGCGCCUCGUGACAGACCGCAGCGAGGUGAGCGUCGCCGGCAACCGCUCCAUCAACUACGGCAACGGCCAGCUGCUCAACGCCACCGACAUCCAGAGGGGGGCCAAGGGGAUCUCUAAGUUCAUGGACGCGCGUCAGGUGGGCAUGAAAGUAUUUGAGGAUUUUGCGCGAUCCUGGUACUGGAUCCUCAUUGGUCUGGGCAUCGCGCUGCUGCUCAGUCUGCUCUUCCUCGUGCUGCUUCGCUUCUUGGCCGGAGUCAUCAUCUGGGUCAUGCUCCUCGCCCUCGUCGCCAUCAUCGGAUACGGCAUCUACCACUGCUACUGGGAGUACAGUGUGAACCUGAAGGGGAGACCUGGGGCGGAUAACAAGAUCACAGACCUGGGCUUCCAGACCGACCUGCGGGUCUACUUGCAAGUGCGCGACACCUGGCUCGCCAUCAUGAUCCUGCUGUGCAUCCUGGAGGUGGUGAUCCUGCUCCUGGUGGUGUUCCUCAGGAAGAGGAUCCUCAUCGCCAUAGCCCUCAUCAAGGAGAGCAGCAAGGCGAUUGGCCACAUGAUGUCGUCGUUGCUCUUCCCCAUCGUCACGUUCGUGCUGCUUGCCGUCGUCAUCAGCUACUGGGCCAUCACGUCUCUCUACCUGGCCACGUCGGGUGUGGCCGUGUACAAGGCGGUGGUGCCGGGGGGGCCCAACGGCAGCGGAGAAGCCUGCGCGUCCCUCAACGGGACCUACUGCUCACCAGAGGUGUUCAACAUCUCGACCGCCUUUGCCGCUUGUCCCAGCGCCAGCUGUAUCUUCACCAGCUUCGGCGGAGAGGACCUCUACCACCGCAACAUCUUCAAUCUGCAGGUGUAUAACGUAUUUGCGUUCUUCUGGGCCAUGAACUUCGUGAUCGCGCUGGGCCACUGCACUCUGGCGGGGGCCUUUGCCUCCUACUACUGGGCCCCCAGCAAGCCCGGAGACAUCCCCCCCUGCCCCGUCUUCUCCUCCUUCGGACGCACGCUCCGGUACCACACGGGUUCGCUGGCAUUCGGAUCGCUCAUCCUCGCCAUCGUUCAACUCAUCCGCGUCAUGCUGGAGUACAUCGACCACAAGCUCAGAGUGUCGGAGAACAAGUGCGCCCGGUUCGUGAUGUGCUGCCUCAAGUGCUGCUUCUGGUGUCUGGAGAAGUUCAUAAAGUUUCUUAACCGCAAUGCCUACAUCAUGGUCGCCAUCUAUGGGAAGAAUUUCUGCGUCUCGGCCAAGAACGCCUUCUUCCUGCUCAUGCGUAACAUCGUGCGAGUGGUGGUGCUAGACAAGGUGACGGAUUUUCUUCUGAUGAUGGGGAAGCUGCUGGUGGUUGGAGCAGUGGGCGUGCUGGCGUUCUUCUUCUUCUCCGGCCGCAUCUCCUUCAUCCCGACUCACCCGGUGCUCAACUACUACUGGGUGCCCAUCCUGACGGUGGUGGUGGGCUCCUACAUGGUGGCUCACGGCUUCUUCAGUGUCUACAGCAUGUGUGUGGACACGCUGUUCCUGUGCUUCUGCGAGGACCUGGAGCGGAACGACGGCUCUCUGGAGCGCCCAUACCUCAUGUCCCCCGGCCUCCUGCAGCUGCUGGGGAAACCGGGGGCCACGCACGCCCAGGAGUCCUCCGACUAAGGGAACCCUCCCACCCUCUGGGGCCCCCCGUCCCCCUGGGCCCCUCCGGGCCCUCCGGACUCACCCGUCCCUCUAAAUAAAGGCCCACCAUCCCUACAGGGUCCACCGUUCUCUGGCUAAGGGCUCACCAUCCCUACGGGGUCCACUGCCUUAUGGGGCCCACUGCCUUAUUGGGCCCCGUCGAUCUGCCGCCCUCCAGCUAAAGGCCCACCGUCCCUCCAAACUCCCCGAGCUAGGGGGGACCCCCCACUCCUCUGGGUGCCACUCUUCUCUAGCCAAGGCCCCACCCACCCCUCAUGUGUCCGUGUCCCUCCCGCAGUGGAAGACCUGGAGAAGAACGAUGGCUCGGUGGAGAAGCCAUACUUCAUGUCUAAGGGGCUCAUGAAGAUCCUAAACAAAAAGAACAUUGUGGCCGAAUGAUGGGGGGUGCGGGGGGCAUGGGGAGGGAGUUACCUCGAUUUUUUAUUCAGUUGGUCAACACUGGGGAGUCAACAGUGGUUAUCACUUGGAUAUAUUAACCCCUGCCAUAUAAAUGUGGAAUUUCGAGGUUGUAAACGAGAGAUGAGCACCAAUGUCUCAAUGCUCAUUUGAACAGGAAACCACUUUGCCUACCUGCCCCUCCACCUCCUGCUCCCACCCCAGGGCUAGGGUUAGAGACGGGGUCAGGGUUGGGAUUAGGGUCACAGUUAGUGGUUCAAGAAUCAAUCGUCCGUUGCUGCAGUGUACAUGAUGGAUUCUUAAAUCCAUCUGUGCAGAGCGUUAUGUGGCCGUGUUAUUGUAUUUUUGGGUUUUAUCUGGGUUCCCUGGUUUCUUCCAACGUGGAGCCAAACGCCCUUAACAGAAAAACUUCGACUCGUUCGCCAAUAACACCGUGGCCUUAUAAGGAAAAUCUAUACGGGCGACGUUUCAGGCAGUGACCCUUCAUAACCCAGAGAGGCCGUCGAGAUGGACUGCAGUAUCACCAAGUAGUUUGUGUUGUCGUCACCUUGUCCCACACAGGGAGGGCUGCCAAUGGGGGUGCCCUUUGAAUGUUUGAGAUUGUGCGUGCUGCUGUAAUGCUCUUUGAGUUACCGAAGCGUUUGAGCCGGCGCUGUACGAACGCUCUGGUUAUGAAUGAUGAAUAUACCAAACACUCCCAGUGUAGCAGCAUCACACUCCUCCUCAAAAUGAGUCUUGAGACUCAACGAGGCUCUCCCGUGUAAGAGGGUGGAGGUACGGAGUCAGGGGAGGGACGAAGGUUAUAAGAUCAGGUCUGGGGCGAGGGUUAAGGGUCGGGGGGUUGCCCUGCCUUCCCCCCCAAACCCAUAAGGAGCCCCCCCCCCCUCUCCCUUCUGGAUGUGGUUGUCAUCGUUUUGUGCCGGGGCCGUGUCUGUUAAUUAAUUUUCGAGCGUCGUGAUCGGGUUUGCGUAGAUGUAAAGUGUGUAGUGUCUCUGUACACACGCGCAGA